This is a messenger RNA of Cottoperca gobio, 2471 nucleotides long. RefSeq names its product sarcoglycan, gamma (gene sgcg). The transcript is spliced from 9 exons. The coding region runs from base 349 to 1221 and encodes 290 amino acids. The record is from RefSeq and is a predicted model, not a curated record. NCBI's taxonomy places the organism in Eukaryota, Metazoa, Chordata, Actinopteri, Perciformes, Bovichtidae. Gene Ontology annotation, biological process: heart contraction; cardiac muscle tissue development. Gene Ontology annotation, cellular component: sarcoglycan complex; sarcolemma.
UCACCCGGCGGAGCUAUCGGGAAGACCAGCUUAACUUUCUGUUGAGAGCAAUGACUGAAGUCUCAAAUUAGACUGGACUGCUCCGAGCCUUGGGCUGGGGAGGGAAAGUGACUCACUGGAAGGAUAGAACGAGUCAGAGUGGGUCUGCUGGGGAGUGGGAGCGCCGUCUCGUGGUGUUUAGCCGGGGCUCUUCCAGAGCUCGAUUUAUGGCUCGCAGCUGUUGAGUGGCUGACAGACGUGUGAGGGACUCGAGCGCUGCUGCUUCUCAAGCUGCUCUUACCAGCUCCAGCUCUGCUUACAGUUGCAUCGGAAAGAGGACUGCUGUGUCUGAACACACAACGCCAGCAGAUGGUGCGGGAGCAGUAUGUCACCACCACCCAGGGCAGCAGCUCGCCCAGGCCGGUGCCCGACCACGUCUACAAGAUCGGCAUCUAUGGCUGGAGGAAGCGCUGCCUCUACCUGUUUGUCCUGCUGCUCAUCACCAUCCUGGUGGUGAACUUCGCCCUCACCAUCUGGAUCUUCAGGGUGAUGUGGUUCAACACGGAAGGGAUGGGACUCCUGCAAGUAAACUCAGAUGGGGUCAAGCUGGAUGAGGGAGAGUCGGAGUUUCUUUUCCCCGUCUACGCUCAGGAGAUCCACUCCAGAGAAGACUCUUCACUUCUCGUGCACUCAUCGGAAAACGUUUCCCUUAAUGCCCGCAACGAAAAUGGUGAUGUCACAGGAAGGGUAUCUGUGGGUCCAACAGAGGCUCAGGGAAGUGUUCAAAAUCUGCUCAUUAACUCUCACAGCGACAACAUGCUGUUCGCUGCAGAUGGUGAUCAAGCUGUGAUUGGACCAGACAAACUACGAGUCACAGGUGCUGAAGGAGCGCUGUUCCAGCAUUCAGUGGAGGUGCCAAUGCUGAAAUCUGAACUUUUGAAAGACCUGAGGUUGGAGUGUCCGACCCGCUCUCUCACUCUGGACGCACCAAAAGGAGUUCAUCUCAAAGCGCUGGCCGGCAACAUUGAAGCUGCUUCCAACAUGGACAUUAUUCUGCAGUCUACUAUCGGACUGCUUGUGCUGGAUGCUGAGACCGUGCGUAUGCCGAGCCUGCCCGUGAGCAAAGGAGGGGUUUCUGGAAAUGCUCAGGGUCUCUACGAGGUGUGCGUAUGUCCCAGCGGCAAGCUCUUCCUGUCCAAGGCUGGGGUCACCUCGACUUGCAGCGAGAAUCAGGAGUGCUAGAAAGACGAGGUAAUUGAUUUUCCAUCUCUCAGUAGAUGCGUCUUCUGGGAGGCAGCAAGCACAACGGUUUAUAUCCGGCAUGGGCUUUUUUUUUUUAUUGUCUUUUAUACCACAGUGGGUCUCUGAUGAUCUCAGAGCUAAGAUCCCACUGGCACAUCGAGGCCUGUAAAAAUACAAAUGCCUGCUGGCGUACAUGUUGGAGAUGUCAUGAAAUGCAUAAUUUUAGUUGCAUUCAUGACCUUCUAACCAUUCAGCUGAAACAAAUUGGCACUCUGUUCCAAAUGUAUCUGCAUCAGAGCUGUGGAGAAUUGUUUUUUUACACACGCAUUAUCAUGGCUGGGCAAUGAGGAGCUGGGAACAGCUUACAUCCUAUGCAAUAUUAUCUUGGGGUGCAAUAAAUAAAUUAACAUACAUCAAGGGCUUGGAAUAUUCAAAAAAUAAAUCUCUCAAAUGUAGACCGAAUGUUAUUGAAUAUUUAUUUUGGUUUCCGUGCCCUUCUGGCUCCGAGCCCUUGGUGUGUUGUUGUUUUUUGUCUGGGUGUUUUUAGAAUGUUUUUUAUUUAACAGAAAUGCUGGUAAAUAUCUUGUCAGUCACGUCAGAGAUGGAUUUUAUCUCUUUUUUUUUUAUUUUUGGUUAACUCAAAUUCAGAUGCAACAUCCUUUUUGUUUUUGUUUAAUUUCUUUUAUAUGGUUUAGAUUUAAAUUAAGGUAGCAUAAAGUGUUACUGGAGUGGUAUCACGUGUGUCGUUUUUGUUUAGUAAGAUUGUUUUUUUGUUUUUAAGCCCCACGUACGCACGCAAUUAUGCUUUUAGCUACGAGACAGUUUGUCUUGCAAUAAGCUGGUCUGUUUGGUCAGUAACCUCAUUUACAGCCAAAGGUCUGACUAACUCAUUACCUUUUAUAAUAAAGUAACUUUACUUGUGGGUCGUUUUAUGAUAUGAAAUAAUGGGAUUUUAGUUUUUCCUUUUGCCUUUUUGGGUCAAAUAUGCCUUUUUAUUUUUACACAAUAUGCAUGAUGUGUAAUUAUAAACAAUUGUGUCUGUAAGAUUCUCAGUUCAGGGCAAUAUUUUGUAAUAGUUACGAGUUUUUUGACUGUUUUUAGCGUAAGUAAAAUCUCAUGGCGUCGUGUUAUCAUUGUCGGUAUUGAUAAGUAGAUAAUUUGAAGUUCUCACGUGUUCUGGCAUAUUUUGAUAGUGUGUAAUGUGUAUUUAUUUUUGUAUGUUGAAUAAACUUUGUGCUAUUCUUCUAUGA